Messenger RNA from Myxocyprinus asiaticus (Chinese sucker), 3922 nucleotides. RefSeq names its product NK6 homeobox 1 (gene nkx6-1). Gene Ontology annotation, cellular component: nucleus. The transcript is spliced from 4 exons. Bases 2105 to 3073 code for a protein of 322 amino acids. Gene Ontology annotation, biological process: cell differentiation; regulation of transcription by RNA polymerase II. Gene Ontology annotation, molecular function: RNA polymerase II cis-regulatory region sequence-specific DNA binding; DNA-binding transcription factor activity, RNA polymerase II-specific. NCBI's taxonomy places the organism in Eukaryota, Metazoa, Chordata, Actinopteri, Cypriniformes, Catostomidae. The record is from RefSeq and is a predicted model, not a curated record.
UUUUUAUCUGUGAGGAAUUUGUUAAAAUAAAAAUAUUUAUAACUUUUGACCAGCCAAAAAGUACAAAAGGCUAGCAGACUUUAUGGUUAAAGCUUAGGUGUGUAUUUCUGUGCAACUUGCACCACCGUGAGGAAUUGCCAAAAUAAAGGGUUGUUUUCAAACUGCUUACUGAAUACGACCUGUGUUAUGUUGAUUGAACAAACAGAUGGUCCCGCCCCAAUCUUACGCCAUUGAAUGAGUCCGUGAAUGGCGCCACAGUGUUUAGUUAUUGGAAAAAAAUAUACAGUUAUGCAGAGGUAAUAAGCUGGGAUAGGAGAGAAAGUGUUUAACAAUGAAAGUUACACACUUAAGCUUUAAGGUCUAUCAGGUUAAAGAUUUGGGCUUGCAAUCUGAAAAUGGCUGAAUCAAACCCUGUUAGACUGCCAGAGUGUUGCUGGAAUCUCCUGUGCCCUUGAAUGGGUAUUUCCAGGUGAUCUGUGAUUUUAUUUUUUUUAGUCUUUGCAUAGGCCAAGUGAUUACUCAUGAAACCUGUUGAUAUCAUGCUACUAGCUAUGCAAGCUAAGUAAGGUCAGUGUAAUAUAAGCAAAGAGAUGUCAAUCAAAUCCGCUCCGAGGUUUUUUGCAACAGAUUGAGUGUAACAUAUUGAGCAUACCAACUAGAUAAGGUUUUUGGCUUAACUCCUUAAAAGGAAUUUGUCAUUUUGCACUUAAAUUAUUUAGUAGGUAUCAGGAGUUUGUUCAUAUAUUUCAAAGUUAUUUUAGUUGUAGUUUUACUAGGCUAUAAUUAAUCCUAUCAUUGAUAUUUUGUAGCGCCAAAUUACUGAUUGCAUAAAAGUGGCCAGUUAUUCAACUAGCUCUCAGUGUUUGGUGUCUGUUUUGGGAUUUUAAAAGAAACCCUUAAAGUUUGUAGAGCCAACACACUGCCAUUCUAUGUGAGCGGAUGCGUUCUUAUGAACUAGAGCAAGUGGUUUUCAAACUUUGAUGCCAAGGACUCCAAACACUACAAACCCCUUGGGAGGGACUCAAUUUGUAAAUAUAAAGCCACCAACAUAUUUUCAUGUAUUAAGACCCAUUUAGAUAUUUUGAAGAGCCUGCUGUUUGCAAAAUGAAAUAAAUGGCUUUUAUAUUGUCAUUGUACGAAAGCCAAUAGAAAUUAAAAAAUAUCUAGAAAAUAGUUAUGUUGGAUUAAGAUAAAAUCCUAUCUUGUUCUACCCACGAUCAAUGUUGAAUGUUAAUAUUGUUCCAAAGUGCUUUACGUAAAAUGUUUUACAACCUCAAGUAAGCUAAAAGUGACUGAGUGGCAAGGACUCCCUAUAAAGAUACAACACAAAUAGAAAUUACUCUCCUACAUUGCAAGGAGAGAAACACAAUAGAAAUAAUUUUCACAAAAUCAUAAGCAGAUUUAUUUUUAUUUCAGUAGGUGUCAAAAGAAUAAAAGAUGAUCACAUUAUUUCUGACCAGCCUUCAGAAAGCAGAAUGAAACUGGGUCUGAUGGCGGCUUGUUUAACGUGCAAACUAAAGCGGUGAUAGAGAACCAAUGAGGACAGACUCCUAAAUUCACUUCAGACACUCAGCUGACACAGACUACGUCACUGCUGGGUUUACCCAAUCACAUCACAAUGGACCCCUCUACUUUCUCGGACACACUAGCAAAGUUUUGACUUUUUGCUGCAUAAGACAGCAAGUUGAUGAAAAUGUUUUAUUAUCUUCCAGAUCUUCAUGUGAACUACUCAGAAAGACAACCUUUUUGUGUAUAGAUCUCUAAACCCUGAAUAGGCAGCUCUUUUCUCUCUCUUUGAUGGGACGGUGCUCUGUUUUAUCAUGCCAUAUUUUCACGAUUUGCAAGAUCUGAAAGAAGAGAAUGGAUUUUGCCAGAGGAGAUGAGCAUGAAGCUUCAAUAACACUGAAUCGGAAUUUUUAGAAAAAUUACUUAACCUUUUGUCUGAAGACUUGAGAUUGAAAGGCGUUUACAUUAUUUGCCUCAUCCAGUAUUUCUUCUUUGGUGUUCACGCUGCUGAACGUUUUGACGAUUCAUUUAAUUUCGCCUGGGUCUCCGUUGUUUUGCUUUUUGCGAAAUAUUAAGUUCAAGUUGUAGUAUCUUGGUUAUGUUAGCGGUGGGGCAAAUGGACGGGUCUCGCCAGUGCGCUUUCCUACUCAACUCCCCACCUCUGGCUGCUUUACACAGUAUGACCGAAAUGAAGACACAGCUUUACCCAGCCUAUCCGUUAUCUUCCACUGGACCAGCAUCCUCCACCUCUCCGACCGCUACCUCCCCUAAUCCAGGUGGUAUCCCCGUUUCUUCCCCGGGGAUAAAAACGUCAAAUGGACUUUCAGCUCUUGGAUCACCCCAGCAGUGCGCGGUCGCCACACCUCACGGAAUAAACGACAUCCUCAGUCGACCCUCGGUGCUCUCCGCAGGAGCGGCGGCCGCCGUCGCAGCAUCUUCUCCCGCUGGAAUCUUGUCUGGACUGCCCCGUUUCAGCAGCCUGAGUCCUCCACCGCCUCCAGGGCUGUAUUUCAGCCCAAGUGCUGCGGCUGUGGCGGUGGCUCGCUAUCCGAAACCUCUGACAGACCUUCCAGGCAGAACUUCAAUAUUCUGGCCUGGAGUUAUGCAAAGCCCACAUUGGAGAGACGCCAGAUUUGCAUGUUCACCACAUCAAAACUCAGUGCUGCUUGACAAAGACGGAAAAAGGAAACAUACACGGCCAACGUUUUCCGGGCAGCAAAUUUUCGCUCUGGAAAAAACAUUUGAGCAAACGAAAUAUUUAGCGGGACCAGAAAGAGCGCGGUUGGCCUACUCUUUAGGAAUGACAGAAAGCCAAGUAAAGGUGUGGUUUCAAAAUCGAAGAACGAAAUGGAGAAAACGGCACGCGGCUGAAAUGGCUUCGGCUAAGAAAAAACAAGAUUCGGAGACCGAAAGGCUGAAAGGGGCCUCGGAAAACGAAGACGAUGAUGACGACUACAACAAGCCUUUAGACCCAAACUCAGACGAUGAGAAAAUAACUCAGCUACUGAAAAAACACAAACCAAACUCAGCUCUUAUUAUUCACACGUCGGAAAACGAGAGCUCGUAAAACGGAAACGGGCAAAGAGUUGCCAGUCAUUUGAGGCGAAAUUCCUCAAGAAGUGUCAAAAUAAUGUAGGCUACUGUUUAUUCACUAUGUUUGAGCUCAUGUUUGAGUGGAAGGAUGCACAUCAGAGGAAUAUGCACUAUUGGUGAAGCUGAGCGUGCAUCAGUGUCUGCAAUAGACACAAUUCAACGCAAAGACAACGGUACCUUUUUUUUUCUUUUUUUUUUUUUUUUUUUUUUUUUUUUUUUUUGUAAAUUAACGGCUUGAGUUGUAUCGCAUAGGAAUUAUAUCACUGUGAAUAUUUAUGUGUAAAAUAUUUUGAAUAGUAAACAUGCCAGAAUUCGUUCAACCCGCUUCAGUUGAAUCUUCUGUUUGGGCUUUGUGAUUUGCAUACUCAUAUCAUUAAUUUGUAUAGGUGCUUAUCAUCUUGAGUUUAGUAUGGAUGUAAGCUGCAUUGGCUCUUUGAUCCUUAAAAAUAAUCAACAAUGGAAAUAUAGAAUAAUUACAGAAUUUACCACUUAUGGUAAAAUACAUCUGUUUCAGUUAUAGCCUAAAUAAAGGCUCAGUCACAGGAUUAAUCUGGCCACAAAUUGUAAAUAAACACAUAACCAUAUAUUUGUAAUAUAAAGCAUAGUGUUCGUUGCACAAUGUUAGAAUGUUCCCUUAAUUUUUUUCAUGAUUAAUUUAUGAUAUUUUAAGUUUGUAACAGUGUUUGAAUCCUGCAAAAUGCGCCUUGCAGGUUCAUGUGUAUUGCACUUUUAUUUAAUAAAAUGUUAAAAUAUUUUUUUUCUUUCAUUUUGUUCUUAUUAAAUCGCAUAUAAAUAUUUUGUCAAUAAAUGUCAACAAAUUUCA